AUUAUCUCUGGCUUCUGUCACUGUGGAAAGAGAGAGGAGCCUCAAACGACGACUGAGCUGCAAACGAAACAGGACAUAGAAAAAACAACUGAACCCGACUCUACACCUGAACCAGGACCACCAACAUCUGGGCAAGAUUCAGAGCCAACAUCUGCACAAGAGCCUGAACCAGAACCACCAACAUCUGGGAAGGAUUCAGAGCCAACACCUGCACCAGAGCCUGAACCAGAACCACCAACAUCUGGGCAAGAUUCAGAGCCAACACCUGCACCAGAGCCUGAAUCAGAAUCACCAACAUCUGGGCAGGAUUCAGAGCCAACACCUGCACCAGAGCCUGAACCAGAACCACCAACAUCUGGGCAGGAUUCUGAGCCAACACCUGCACCAGAGCCUGAACCAGAAUCACCAACAUCUGGGCAAGAUUCAGAGCCAACACCUGCACCAGAGCCUGAACCAGAAUCACCAACAUCUGGGCAGGAUUCAGAGCCAACACCUGCACCAGAACCUGAACCAGAACCACCAACAUCUGGGAAAGAUUCAGAGCCAACACCUGCACCAGAACCUGAACCAGAAUCACCAACAUCUGGGCAAGAUUCUGAGCCAACACCUGCACCAGAGCCUGAACCAGAAUCACCAACAUCUGGGCAAGAUUCAGAGCCAACACCUGCACCAGAGCCUGAACCAGAAUCACCAACAUCUGGGCAGGAUUCAGAACCAACACCUGCACCAGAGCCUGAACCAGAAUCACCAACAUCUGGGCAAGAUUCAGAGCCAACAGCUGCACCAGAGCCUGAACCAGAAUCACCAACAUCUGGGCAAGAUUCAGAGCCAACACCUGCACCAGAGCCUGAAUCACCAACAUCUGGGAAAGAUUCAGAGCCAACACCUGCACCAGAACCUGAACCAGAAUCACCAACAUCUGGGCAAGAUUCAGAGCCAACACCUGCACCAGAGCCUGAACCAGAACCGCAAACAUCUGGGCAAGAUUCAGAGCCAACACAUGCACCAGAGCCUGAACCAGAACCACCAACAUCUGGGCAAGAUUCAGAGCCAACGCCUGCACCAGAGCCUGAACCAGAACCGCCAACAUCUGGGCAAGAUUCCGAGCCAACGCCUGCACCAGAGCCUGAACCAGAACCGGCAACAUCUGGGCAAGAUUCAGAGCCAACGCCUGCACCAGAGCCUGAACCAGAAUCGGCAACAUCUGGGCAAGAUUCAGAGCCAACGCCUGCACCAGAGCCUGAACCAGAACUGCCAACAUCUGGGCAGGAUUCAGAGCCAACACCUGCACCAGAGCCUGAACCAGAAUCAAAAACAUCUGGGCAAGAUUCAGAGCCAACACCUGCACCAGAGCUGGAAUUACCAACAUCUGGGAAAGAUUCAGAGCCAACACCUGCACCAGAACCUGAACCAGAACCACCAACAUCUGGGCAAGAUUCAGAGCCAACACAUGCACCAGAGCCUGAACCAGAACCGCCAACAUCUGGGGAAGAUUCAGAGCCAACGCCUGCACCAGAGCCGGAACCAGAAUCGGCAACAUCUGGGCAUGAUUCAGAGCCAACAGCUGCACCUGAGCCUGAACCAGAAUCACCAACAUCUGGGCAAGAUUCAGAGCCAACAGCUGCACCAGAGCCUGAACCAGAACCACCAACAUCUGGGCAAGAUUCAGAGCCAACAGCUGCACCAGAGCCUGAACCAGAACCGCCAACAUCUGGGCAAGAUUCAGAGCCAACAGCUGCACCAGAGCCUGAACCAGAACCGCCAACAUCUGGGCAAGAUUCAGAGCCAACAGCUGCACCAGAGCCUGAACCACCAACAUCUGGGGAAGAUUCAGAGUCAACAGCUGCACCAGAGCCUGAACCAGAAUCGCCAACAUCUGGGCAAGAUUCAGAGCCAACAGCUGCACCAGAGCCUGAACCAGAACCGCCAACAUCUGGGCAGGAUUCAGAGCCAACACCUGCACCAGAGCCUGAACCAGAACCACCAACAUCUGGGCAAGAUUCAGAGCCAACACCUGCACCAGAGGCUGAACCAGAACCACCAACAUCUGGGCAAGAUUCAGAGCCAACAGCUGCACCAGAGCCAGAACCACCAACAUCUGGGGAAGAUUCAGAGCCAACAGCUGCACCAGAGCCUGAACCAGAAUCACCAACAUCUGGGCAAGAUUCAGAGCCAACACCUGCACAGGAGCCUGAACCAGAAUCACCAACAUCUGGGAAAGAUUCAGAGCCAACACCUGCACCAGAACCUGAACCAGAAUCACCAACAUCGGGGCAAGAUUCAGAGCCAACACCUGCACCAGAGCCUGAACCAGAACCGCCAACAUCUGGGCAAGAUUCAGAGCCAACACCUACACCAGAGCCUGAACCAGAACCGCCAACAUCUGGGCAAGAUUCAGAGCCAACAGCUGCACCAGAGCCUGAACCAGAACCGCCAACAUCUGGGCAAGAUUCAGAGCUAACAGUUGCACCAGAGCCUGAACCACCAACAUCUGGGGAAGAUUCAGAGCCAGCAGCUGCACCAGAGCCUGAACCAGAAUCGCCAACAUCUGGGCAAGAUUCAGAGCCAACAGCUGCACCAGAGCCUGAACCAGAACCGCCAACAUCUGGGCAGGAUUCAGAGCCAACACCUGCACCAGAGCCUGAACCAGAACCACCAACAUCUGGGCAAGAUUCAGAGCCAACACCUGCACCAGAGCCUGAACCAGAAUCACCAACAUCUGGGCAAGAUUCAGAGCCAACAGCUGCACCAGAGCCAGAACCACCAACAUCUGGAGACGAUUCAGAGCCAACAGCUGCACCAGAGCCUGAACCAGAAUCACCAACAUCUGGGCAAGAUUCAGAGCCAACAGCUGCACCAGAGCCUGAACCAGAACCACCAACAUCUGGGCAAGAUUCAGAGCCAACACCUGCACCAGAGCCUGAACCAGAACCACCAACAUCUGGGCAAGAUUCAGAGCCAACAGCUGCUCCAGAGCCUGAACCACCAACAUCUGGGGAAGAUUCAGAGCCAACAGCUGCACCAGAGCCUGAACCAGAAUCACCAACAUCUGGGCAAGAUUCAGAGCCAACAGCUGCACCAGAGCCUGAACCAGAACCACCAACAUCUGGGCAGGAUUCAGAGCCAACGCCUGCACCAGAGCCUGAACCAGAACCACCAACAUCUGGGCAAGAUUCAGAGCCAACAUCUGAACCAGAGCCUGAACCAGAACCACCAACAUCUGGGCAAGAUUCAGAGCCAACACCUGCACUAGAGCCUGAACCAGAACCACCAACAUCUGGGAAAGAUUCAGAGCCAACAGCUGCACCAGAGCCUGAACCAGAACCACCAACAUCUGGGCAGGAUUCAGAGCCAACACCUGCACCAGAGCCUGAACCAGAACCACCAACAUCUGGGCAGGAUUCUGAUCAAACACCUGAACCAGAGGCUGAACCAGAACCACCAACAUCAGGGCAAGAUUCAGAGCCAACACCUGAACCAGAGCCUGAACCAGAACCGCCAACAUCUGGGCAAGAUUCAGAGCCAACAGCUGCACCAGGGCCUGAACCAGAACCACCAACAUCUGGGCAGGAUUCUGAGCCAACACCUGCACCAGAGCCUGAACCAGAACCUCCAACAUCAGGGCAGGAUUCUGAGCCAACACCUGCACCAGAGCCUGAACCAGAAUUGCCAACAUCUGGGCAAGAUUCAGAGCCAACACCUGCACCAGAGCCUGAACCAGAACCGCCAACAUCUGGGCAGGAUUCAGAGCCAACACCUGCACCAGAGCCUGAACCAGAACCGCCAACAUCUGGGCAAGAUUCAGAGCCAACAUCUGAACCAGAGCCUGAACCAGAACCGCCAACAUCUGGGCAGGAUUCAGAGCCAACGCCUGCACCAGAGCCUGAACCAGAACCGCCAACAUCUGGGCAAGAUUCAGAGCCAACAUCUGAACCAGAGCCUGAACCAGAACCGCCAACAUCUGGGCAAGAUUCAGAGCCAACACAUGCACCAGAGCCUGAACCAGAACCGCCAACAUCUGGGCCAGAUUCAGAGCCAACACCUGCACCAGAGCCUGAACCAGAACCACCAACAUCAGGGCAAGAUUCAGAGCCAACACCUGCACCAGAGCUUGAACCAGAAUCACCAACAUCUGGGCAAGAUUCAGAGCCAACACCUGCACCAGAGCCUGAACCAGAACCGCCAACAUCUGGGCAAGAUUCAGAGCCAACACCUGCACAGGAGCCUGAACCAGAACCACCAACAUCUGGGCAGGAUUCAGAGCCAUCACCUGAACCAGAGCCUGAACCAGAACCACCAACAUCUGGGCAAGAGUCAGAGCCAACACCUGCACCAGAGCCGAACCAGAAUCUCGAACAUCUGGGCAAGAUUCAGAGCCAACAGCUGCACCAGAGCCUGAACCAGAACCACCAACAUCUGGGAAAGAUUCAGAGCCAACACCUGCACAGGAGCCUGAACCAGAACCACCAACAUCUGGGCAAGAUUCAGAGCCAACACCUGCACAGGAGCCUGAACCAGAACCACCAACAUCAGCGCAGGAUUCUGAGCCAACACCUGCCCCAGAAAAUGAACCAGAAUCGCCAACAUCUGGGCAAGAUUCAGAGCCAAAACCUGCACCAGAGCCGGAACCAACAACAUCUGGGCAAGAUUCAGAGCCAACACCUGCACCAGAGUCUGAACCAGAAACAACAACACAUCAGCAUGAGCCUGUGCUUCCACACACUGUGCCUGAACCAGCACCUGCACCAGAAUCAUCAACAUCUGAGCAGGAUUCAGAGCCACCAGUUGAUUCACACACCACACCUGCACCAGAGCCUGAACCAGAAUCACCAACACAUCAGCAUGAGCCUGUGCUUCCACACACUGUGCCUAAACCAGCACCUACACCAGAAUCAUCAACAUCUGAGCAGGAUUCAGAGCCACCGGCUGAUUCACACACCACACCUGCAGCAGGACCUCAAGCGGAAUCACCAACAUCUGAGCAUGACUUGAAUGUAACCCCUGAGUCACACACCGCAGAUGAAGAUAAAGAACACUUCA
This is a messenger RNA of Dicentrarchus labrax (European seabass), 5040 nucleotides long. Its product is annotated as proteoglycan 4-like. The annotation marks the transcript as partial. The transcript is spliced from 2 exons. The record is from RefSeq and is a predicted model, not a curated record. NCBI's taxonomy places the organism in Eukaryota, Metazoa, Chordata, Actinopteri, Moronidae.